This is a messenger RNA of Fusarium verticillioides 7600, 1532 nucleotides long. Its product is annotated as 3-isopropylmalate dehydrogenase. Lineage: Eukaryota; Fungi; Ascomycota; Sordariomycetes; Hypocreales; Nectriaceae. Gene Ontology annotation, biological process: L-leucine biosynthetic process. The transcript has 7 exons. Gene Ontology annotation, molecular function: 3-isopropylmalate dehydrogenase activity. Gene Ontology annotation, cellular component: cytosol. The coding region runs from base 153 to 1250 and encodes 365 amino acids. The record is from RefSeq and is a predicted model, not a curated record.
CGGCAGUUGUGUAGCGGGGCUAAGGGUAGGGGAAGCUCAGCGAUAUAUCUCGUCGAAUUUAUUCUUCAAUUUCCUACACUUCCUUUUCCAACAAAUUACUCUCCUACUGCGUCACAUAAAACGGAUUCUUCUCCAAGAUAAGUAUUGCAACCAUGACGGAACACAACAUUGUUGUCUUUGCGGGCGACCACUGUGGCCCAGAGGUUAUUGCCGAAGCAAUUAAAGUCAUCAAGGCGGUUGAGGACAACAGCCCGACUGCUGGCAAAUUCAACUUAAAUCACCUGCUGCUCGGAGGAUGUUCUAUCGACAAGACCGGCUCCCCUCUUACAGACGAGGCCCUCGCCGCCGCUAAAGCCUCCGACGCUGUGCUCCUCGGUGCCAUUGGCGGCCCUGAAUGGGGCACUGGCACCGUUCGCCCGGAGCAGGGCCUCCUCAAGCUACGCAGUGAGAUGUGCGCCUAUGGAAACCUCCGUCCCUGCUUCUUCGCGUCCGAUGCCCUUGUUGAGACCUCCCCCCUAAAGGCGGAAGUUUGCCGUGGCGUCGACAUGAUGCUUGUCCGAGAGUUAACCUCGGGCCUGUAUUUCGGAGAGCGAAAAGAGUACGAUGGAGUCAACGCGUUCGACACUACUGUUUAUACGAAGCCAGAAAUCGAGCGUAUCGCACGGCUGGGCGGCUACCUAGCCAAGACUAGGGGAGACUCGCGGGUCAUCUCGCUAGAUAAGGCAAAUGUGUUGGCGACGAGCAGACUCUGGCGUUCUGUGGUUGACGAGGUUUACAAAAACGAGUUCCCUGAUCUGAAGGUUGAGCAUCAGCUCAUUGACAGCGCGGCCAUGAUCAUGGUCAAGAACCCGAAGCAGCUCAAUGGCGUUAUGAUAGCGCCAAACUUGGCAGGAGAUAUUCUGAGCGACGAGGCGAGCGCUAUAACCGGCAGCAUUGGGCUCCUCCCAAGCGCGAGUCUCUGCGGAGUUCCGGAAGUGGGCUCCAAAGUGCUUUCUAUCUAUGAGCCUAUUCAUGGUAGCGCGCCGGACAUUUCAGGAAAGGGGAUUGUCAAUCCCAUUGGCACAAUCCUUUCCGUGGCUAUGAUGUUACGGUACUCGCUGAAUCUUCCCCACGAGGCCAAAGUCGUUGAGGAUGCGGUAAGCGCUGCCAUCGACGCCGGGCUAAGAACCAAGGAUAUGGGCGGCAGCACAGGCACCGCUGAAGCAGGAGAUGCCAUCGUUGCCGAGGUAGUCAAGAUUCUCAAGGCAUGAGACAUCUCACGUCUGGAAGAGCAUAGGCCGAGAGGUUACAAGGGGACAACAGAGGUGGAGGGGCGGAAGAUAAAAGAAAGUAGCUAUGGAAGCAUGAGUUGAGAACAAAAGCGCUGGGGGAAAAUAGUGGUGGCAGAAAAAGCUUCAGAUACCUGGCGAAGGAAUAAAUACAGCAGUUACCUACGAAGUAAUAACUGUCACUAGAGAUAGGUACUUAGCUAUAUCAUUACAAAAGAGAGAUAUACAACAUACCGACAUCCAAUGAGCGGUUCGCUACCAAUA